CUGUCAGAUUGUAAUUCAUGCGUUGUGGCAGUGCUGAACAUACACCGUGCUGCAGUUGAUUACGUUUAUUGUCUGUUCAGUCGUGGAAGGGCAAACUAUUUAUAGGAUUGUCGCGUAGCGUUUGAGUUGAUGAGGACAUAGCGUAGAUACGUCAGUUAACGUAGCUAGCUAACGUAGUUGUUUUACCAUACCUAACUAUGAGUAGGGCGAACUUAGACUUAAUCAAAGAUGACGAUUUCGAGUGGGAGCCGCCGAGUGAGGCCGAGAUGAAGGUGCUGGAGGCCCAGCGCGAGCGCCAGGACAAGAUCAGCAAACUGAUGGGGAGCUACCUGCUAAAGGGCUACAAAAUGCUGGGCGACUGCUGCCAGCACUGCGCGACGAUUCUUCUGGAAGACAGACAGAAAAACCUCUACUGUGUGGCCUGUCAGGAACUGGACUCCGAUGUGGAUAAAGACGACCCAGCGCUGAAUGCCCAGGCAGCACUCUCUCAGGUGCGGGAGCGACAGCUGGCCUGCCAGCCCCCCCUGCAGGCCAACGGUGAGGCUCCCCUCUGCCCCUCCAACGCUGCCCCCCGCCCCAUUCGCACCGUGCCAAGACCGGAGCACUGCGAGGGGGCCGCGGCCGGUCUGAGAGCCCCCGCUGGAGCCACCUCUGGAUGGUCCCCCACCCCGAGUAACGCCCCUGCUCCACGGCCCAGCCCUGCACCCCUGGACCCAGCCUCCGUGUCUCCAGGCGCGGCGGCGGCGGCCCCCGUGCGCCCCCCCGCGCCAGCCCCAGUGGUGGGGGUCAUGCAGCAGACGCUGGGCGAGGCGGAGCAGGCACUGCUGGGGAAGCUACAGUGGGCAGCGUGCCAGCUGGAGCAGUCACCCUCGGUGGAGGCCAGCGUCCAACUCUGCCAGCUCAUACACAGCUGUGCCACCUCGCUACGCAGCAUCAGGGACUUAGAGAGAGACUGAUGCACGCUUGCACGCCCACACACACACACACACACACACACACACACACACACACACACACACACACACACACACACACCUCAAAAGCAAAGUACACACAUCCACGCAUUAGCGCACACACAUCAGACGAACACACUUCCCAUACAUAAAGGCACACACACAUCAGAAGAACACACUUCCCAUGCAUAAAGACACACACACACACACAGGCCCACACACACACACAGGUGGGAGGCUGUUAUUGAGGUGGUUAACGAGUGGUCAGGUUAACACGCACACACACGCACAAGCAGAGUGCUGUUGGAUGGAUGUCCUAGAAGUUCAUGUAAUAACUGUGUUUAGGCCCAUACUUUGGGAAGUUCGUCAUGCUCAAUAAAAACAUUACAGAACAA
Molecule: messenger RNA, 1348 nt
Organism: Clupea harengus (Atlantic herring)
Lineage: Eukaryota; Metazoa; Chordata; Actinopteri; Clupeiformes; Clupeidae
Gene: znrd2
Product: zinc ribbon domain containing 2
Source: RefSeq, a predicted model, not a curated record